AUGUUCAACCUGAAAACUAUUCUCAUCUCAACACUUGCAUCGAUCGCUGUUGCCGACCAAACCUUCGGUGUCCUUCUAAUCCGGAGUGGAUCCCCAUAUCACUAUUCGACUCUCACUAAUAGAGACGAAAAGAUUGUUGCUGGAGGUGGCAACAAAAAAGUGACCCUCACAGAUGAGGGAGCUCUGAAGUAUGAUGGUGGUAAAUGGAUAGGUCUUGAUGAUGAUGGCUAUGCGGUACAGACCGACAAACCAGUUACAGGUUGGAGCACUAACGGUGGAUACCUCUAUUUUGACCAAGGCUUAAUUGUUUGCACGGAGGACUAUAUCGGAUAUGUGAAGAAACAUGGUGAAUGCAAAGGUGACAGCUAUGGUAUGGCUUGGAAGGUACUCCCAGCCGACGAUGACAAGGAUGAUGACAAGGAUGAUGAUAAAGAUGAUGACAAGGAUUAUGACGAUGACAAUGACCACGGUGAUGGUGAUUACUAUUGCUCGAUCACAGGAACCUAUGCCAUCAAAUCCAAAGGCAGUAAGCAUCAAUACGAGGCCAUCAAAAAAGUUGAUGCACAUCCUCAUGUCUUCUCUGUAGGAGGAGAUCAGGGAAACGAUCUGAUUGUGACUUUCCAAAAGGAUUGUUCGCUGGUAGAUCAAGAUAACAGAGGCGUAUAUGUUGACCCUAAUUCUGGAGAAGUCGGAAACGUUGACCCUUGGGGAGAACUCACGCCAUCUGUUAAAUGGGAUAUUGACGACGGAUACCUGAUCUUUAAUGGUGAGUCCAAUUUCAGGUCAUGUCCAUCUGGUAAUGGAUAUUCAUUGUCUAUCAAGGAUUGUGUUGGGGGAACUGACAUUGGCCUUAAAGUAUGGGAGAAAUAA
Molecule: messenger RNA, 870 nt
Organism: Komagataella phaffii GS115
Lineage: Eukaryota; Fungi; Ascomycota; Pichiomycetes; Pichiales; Pichiaceae
Exons: 1
Coding region: 1-870 (289 amino acids)
Source: RefSeq, a predicted model, not a curated record